Molecule: messenger RNA, 5573 nt
Organism: Cheilinus undulatus (humphead wrasse)
Lineage: Eukaryota; Metazoa; Chordata; Actinopteri; Labriformes; Labridae
Gene: tmem39a
Product: transmembrane protein 39A
Exons: 9
Coding region: 389-1870 (493 amino acids)
Biological process (GO): negative regulation of autophagosome maturation; negative regulation of autophagosome assembly
Cellular component (GO): endoplasmic reticulum membrane
Source: RefSeq, a predicted model, not a curated record
AGGAGGUGCGGGUUUGCCACGUCGGUCUCUGUGCAACGCAUUUACACUGUUGCUCCUAAAGCCCAGGGCUAACUUUUAAAGCCGUUUUAUGUUUUCGUCCGAAGAGAAAGUGACCCCACAGGACCGUGUGUACCGUCGUAGCUAAUCUCCAAACCGGUGCAGUCGUGGAUAUUGAAGCUGGAAGGCGGAGAAAUGCUCGGUGCUGUCUGGACUCGUCAGGCUGGAAGCCACACAACUGACUGAUGCAUCCUCGUUCAGUUCACCCCCCGUCUGUUGUCGAUGUUGAUGGCCUGGUUGUACAUGGUGGCUCACUGAAGAGAAAGAGGAGGAGUCCCAGCGGCUGUCGGUUGGUGGGCGGCAUCCGUGGUUGCCACGGUAACUGGCGACCAUGCCAGGAGGCCGCAGGGGUCCCAGCAGACAGCAGCUAAGUCGCUCUGCUCUGCCAUCCCUGCAGACUCUGGUUGGAGGAAACCUCAGCAAUGGUACAGGCCUCAGGAACAGGAGUAGUAACUCGGUGGGUCUGUCUGCCCCCCCUCUCUCGGCCCUCAUCACCCCGGAGCCUGUCCGUCACUCGAGGAUCCCCGAGCUGCCGUUGGACAGCAGCCUCUUGUUUGAAUUCCUGCUCUUCCUUUAUUUGCUGGUGGCCUUGUUUGUCCAGUACAUCAACAUCUACAGGACGGUGUGGUGGUACCCAUACAGCCACCCUGCUGCCUCUACCUCGCUUAACUUUCAUCUAAUGGACUACCACCUGGCUAUCUUCAUCACAGUCAUGUUGGCCCGCAGGCUUGUUUGGACUAUAGUUUCAGAGGUGUCUCAGAGCAGCGGCGGAUCUCUGUUCAGAUACGUGUUUCUGAUCACAGCUCGGCUCUCCCUGCUCACCAUGUGUGGCUGGGUGCUCUGCUGGACUCUGGUCAACCUCUGCAAGAACCACUCUGUGCUCAACCUCCUCUUCCUGGGAUACCCAUUUGGUGUGUACGUCCCGCUCUGCUGCUUCCAUCAAGAGGGAGGGAAAAGCCAAACGGCACAGACUGACUGCGACUAUCCAGCCGACCACCAGCAGACUGACCUAGCAGAGACCCCGUUCUUUAGGCCACGCGACUUCCUCUUCCUGUUAAGAGAGAACCUACGAGAGCAGUUUUCCAGCCCCCCGCACAUGCCCAUACACACCUGUCCGCCUCACACACACUCACACACGCCAGAGUUGAUUCGAACAGAGGUGGAGGAGCUAAAGAGCGACUUCAACCGGCGAAUAAAGGAAGUGCUGUUCAACUCGCUUUUUAGUGCUUACUAUGUAGCCUUCCUGCCUCUCUGCUUCGUCAAGAGCACGCAGUACUACGACAUGCGCUGGUCCUGUGAGCAUCUGAUCAUGGUGUGGAUCAAUGCAUUCGUGAUGCUCAUGAGUCAGCUGCUCCCCCCAAGCUACUGCGACCUGCUCCAUCGCUCAGCGGCUCACCUUGGCCGCUGGCAGAAACUGGAGCAUGGCUCUUACAGCAAUGCACCUCAGCAUGUGUGGUCAGAAAGCACCAUUUGGCCUCAGGGGGUGUUGGUACGACACAGUCGAUGUCUGUAUAAGGCAGUUGGACCUUAUAAUGUCGCCCUGCCCUCUGACGUUUCCCAUGCAAGGUUUUAUUUUCUUUUCCACAAGCCAUUGCGGAUCCUGAACCUGCUGAUCUGGAUCGAGUCCAGUGUGGUUUUGUACCAGUUAUACUCUCUGCUGCGCUCUGAGCGCUGGAACCACACCUUGUCUCUGGGCCUUAUUCUCUGCUGCAACUACUAUGUCCUUUUUAAACUGCUCCGGGACCGCAUCGUGCUGGGCAAAGCCUACUCCUACCCUCUGUCCUCCAACGGUUUGGGGCUGAAGUCGCAGUAAAGCCUCUUCACAGCGAGACCUCACCUAUGAACUCUGCAGGUGGAGGGGAGAUGGGUGGAGGCGGAGCUGGAGGGUGAAGGAGGUUAAGGGACAGACUGUGAACUCAUUAUCCUGUUUUGAUACGGUUCUAUUUUUAAUGCAAUGUUUAUAUAAACCUAUUUAAAAGAAUAUUUUUAUUUUGUAUACUAUUUCAAGUUACGCCGGGCAUUACUGCGCUGACGACAUUAGCAUGUUCUGUUAUGUUGUUGCUAGGCGACAGAGAAGUCAGGGAAUGCCAGGAGGUGACUUUCACCAAAGAUAUAUUAAGUGCAGGCGGCCAAUCACAAGAGGACUUGACUUCUGACAGUUUAAACCAGACAUUGAUAAGGAGCAGUGGACAGAGCACUGAUCGGGCAGUUUUUCUUCACUUAUGAGGCUUUUAAAGAGUACAGUCUAGACCGACCCUCUUUGUGAAUUGUCUUAAGAUAAAUAUGGUUAUGAAUUGGCACUAAACAGACAAAAAAGAGUGAUCGAGAUUGAUUGAUUGAUUAAAGCUUCAAAGUAGAGUAGAGUUCGGCUCAGACUACACAAAUUCAGCCAGGUUUUGACCCGACGGCAACAUCACAGCCCAUCAACGAAGGUUCCAAGACACCCACGUCCAUGACUCAACAAGACUAACGUCAGAAUUUUUUGUUCAUCAUUGUCUAGUUUGACACCCUGACUUGAUGUCAACAACAUGAAUCCUGACGGCUACCAUAGGAGUGUGUGAAGCGUAUCCCAGCUGUCAUUGAGGGGGUUGACCCUGGACUGGUCUCCAGUCAAUCACAGGGCUGACAUGUAGAGAUGACCAACCCAACUCACAAUUAGAGUCACCAGUUAACCUAAAGAGCAUGUCUUUGGUGGCGUGAGGAAGCCAGGGGAGCUCAUGCAAGUUCCUCAUUGAAAGGACUGGGAACCGAACCAGGAAACCUUCUUGCUGUGAGGCAACAGAGCUAACCCCUAUGCUGCCAUGUAGCCUGCUGCAUGCAUUGCCUGGGCUUAUUGGACUAAAUUUUUUGACAUCAUUACAUUCACGCCUAAAGUUCUAUUUAAAGGAUAGCCAGUCUAUAAUGCCCUCCUUUUGAUAAAUAGAAUCAAGUCCAUAGCUGUUAUCCAUAAUCCAUGAUCCACAAUCGUCCCUCCCUUGCUAUUUCUCAUUUUUAGAGUGAAACACUGCUGUUCAUCAUCCCCCUUUUUGUAGCGAUGAUGGACGAUCUCUGACCCGCCUUCCUGACAGCCUGUAAACUCACACACAGUCGCAGAGACAGUAGUGAUGACAGUGAGCGGUCAGGAUCACUCUUGUAGUGUGGUCAGUGAGUCAGCCAAGGCUGGAGAAGAUUUUUGCCACAUAGUCUGACAUGGUGUCAUUGUUAUGGACAAAAAAUGUAGUCAGAGCCAAACUUAAAUGAAAACAAUGCAGCUCUUUGAGGUAGAGUCAAUUACUCUCAGCUUUUUUCCUCAGAGAUUUUGAAUCAAAAGUUCUACAAAUUGAGAAAUGCGCUUGUUCUCUUUCUAGCUAGAGACCAUGCUUUUAUCUGUCCAUUAAAUAUUCUGGCACUUAACAGCAGCAUUGAGCUCAUAAUAAGCUUAACGACCACUAACGGGUAGUAUGGAGCUCUCCAUCGGCACAAAAUGUACCAGCAGCUCCUCUUAACAACCACUACUGCACAUGUCUUGGUUUGAUUGAAUCAAAAACCAAAGUGUAAAUAUGACUGUUUGCAACAUGGCAGGGCUUUAAGUGUUGGACCAUUUCUUGGCUCUGAUUAGGUCUGUUUCUGGCCAAGAAACCUGCCAAAACACACUUUUAUUUAAAAAAAAAUCAAUCUAGCUUGUUGAUAAGGGAGCACAAAAGGUGCUAAUAGUCAAUUAUGUAGCUGCUCUUUAUUGGUGAGAUAGCUGUCUGCCUUCUGUAGCUUCUAAUUUAAUGAGCAGAUGUCCUAUGAGGGUGGUAUUUGCAAUCACAGCUAGAAAGUGAACAAGUAAAAUGAUUUUUCUCUUUAAAGCUGAGCCUUAGAAAGGUUUUUUUUUUUGUUUUUUUUUUUACGAACUGACUUGAGAUAAACCCUUUCAGUGCUCUAAUCCACUACUAUGCAAAUGAUUUUCCCUCAUUUAUUUGUUUUCCUGUCAUCAGUGUUUUCUCCCUAGAUCUGGUUUUCUGGAGGGCAGUCAGAGAAGCUGUAUUUGCUAAUUUAACCUAUCUUAAGAGGAGAAAGGGAUCAACACAUAAUUAAAAUCGUUGAACUCAAUUAGACCUACAAGUAUCGUCAUACGUCUCUUUCCCCCCUUUGUUCUUAUUUAAUAAGAGAGACAAAUGUAGGGAUGCUGAUAUCACUAGUUGAAAAUGAAAAGCAAAACUGUCUGACCACUCCUUGACCUGCAAGAUUUUUGAAAUAAUCCUUGACUGAUUUAUGUUUAAAAGGUCAAUGAGUCACAGCUUGAUUUGUUUAAUUCUGGUGCCUGAAACCAAAUUAGGAGUGAGGCCAUAUUUUUUGUUCCAGGGAAUUGGAAAAAGUUGGCAAAUAUGUCGCAUAGGCAGGAUUGGUGUUGUUCAUCUCAGGACGUACCCCUUCUCCCAGUACAUAAACAAGAUUGUCAUCACCUACCGAUAACGAUCUGACAACAGAGGAUGUUAAAUCAAAGGGUAAGGACAGCUUUAGCGGAAGGACUGUACCACCUCAUCAUCACUUCAUGUAUUUACAGUUACCAGACACGUGUUACAAACUGGUUGCCUUGCAUGUUGCCUUUAAGUUCUGUUAAAAUAAUUCGUAGACCACCUCCUGCUCUUUGUCACAGGCUCUAAUCUGCAGCCACUACAUAACUUGAGGCAGUAUUAGAGUUGGAUAUUCAGAGAAAAAUCAAUACAUCUUGAACAGAAAAGCCUUUUUUUCACCAGGUUAACUUUUAAGUAGAAAAUCUGAAUCAAUAUGUCCUUUGCGGUUGUGAAUUUCACACUGAAUGCCUCCGGUGAGUUUCAGAUUGAGUGUAAAUGGGAUGGGGAAGAGCACUUUGGAGUUGAGUGUUGCAUCUGGAUCCCAGGCGCUGCUCUGUGCCUCAGCAGAAGUUAAAGAAAUCUUUGAUUAUACAUCUAUAAUCUACAGGUUUCCAUCAUUGUGCCUCCCCUUAAAGCGGCUACUUGGUGCUCAUGUUUUUGUUUGCUGUCAUUUUCCACUUGAAUGUAGCAAAAUGUUUCUUCUGAAUGUUGCUGUGAACUUGAAUUGGCAUGUUUUGUUUUCAGUUGAUAGAGCAUCAGCCACUGAAAUAAUUUAUUUCUCUGUUUUCUGGCACCUUUAUCUUGCCCUUAUCUCAAUUGCAGGCAAACUAAGGUUGCUUUAAAUCUGUCGGUUAUUACUUGAAUGUUAAGCCUUUGCGCAAAUACUGCCCUCUCUGUUAGCUAUUUUUUUGGUUGUUUUUUACCCCUGAGAUUACAAAAUUAAAUUUAAAGAUGUGUUUUUGGUCUGCUGAUGAUGCAGACAAUGUUCCUUUGGUUGGAAAAGUUAUCAGACUGAAUUGCAGAGGUUGUUUCCCAUGUGCCAUAUCCCAGGAUACAGCUUCAGUCCUGGUUGAACUUUCUGUUGAAUGUGUCGGUGCUGGAGAAGUCAAAGGAGCUGGUCCUCAUAUUUCGGCUUUUUACAGUGUUUAGUUUCCCCGCAGCAUUUCUGAAAAUGCUUUUUGACAUCUGAAAUAA